AGGGACAGGCAGGGAAAGGGGAGUGAGAGGUAAUUUUAACUGAGAGCAAGUGCUCCAGAGAGAGGGAGAGAGCAAGAGCAUGUGUGUGGGAGGGACAGAGAGUGAGAGAGUGUGAGAGCCAGCCAGCGGACGGGGGCUGUAAAUCCGUUAACAGGGGCGCUCUGUGCAUUUGUUAGACAUCUUGGCUGUCAGCCCAACUUGGCUCAUUGUAAUCAAGGCAUGAUCGUGGACUCCAAGCAGCCCUCUCCGCCACCUCGGCUGUUGCCUCGCGCUUGGACCCAGCCCAGGUUUCAACGCUGACAUGGAGAGACCUACCCCCAGUGACGUCAUGUUGAAGAAAGAGAAGGAUGUGGAGCUGGAUAAGAAGAUUGAGGCGCUCCGCAGGAAGAAUGAAGCACUCAUGAAGAGGUACCAGGAGGUAGAGGAAGACAAGAAGAGAGCGGAGAAGGAAGGAAUUAUACUGCAAAGCCCUAAGGGUAAAGCAGGGGACUUAACCAUCACCAUCAACAAGUCUACCAGCGAUCCUCGUGUUGUGAUGACCAAACCAGGGACGGGUGGUUCUCCCACCCCAAAGUGGGUCCAGGAGCUUGGGGAGAGGGAGACGGAGGGGAACCUGCUGGGCUCUGGGCGGGGCAGGAGGAAGCAGCUACUGGUCACCAUGGCUGGCAACACAAAGGGUAAGAGGGUGGUGAGUGAGAGGCUGGAGAGAAGACCAGGUCCAGGUCCCCUCAGUCCACUAGAUGUGAAGAGCCCUACAGAGGACAACCAGCACCGUGUGGCAUCAACAGCAAGAGGAAAACACCAGCACACUCACACAGCAAAGAGGGACACAGGACCACAGGAUGAAGUAGGGCAGGGGAAGUGUUUGACAGAGGAGCGUCACUGGCUGUCAGAGUGUGAGCCUUACCACCAGGAGUCUGAGAGGCUAGACCCAGCGGGCGACACAGACCUCACCAUCCCCACGUCUAAAGUGGAGCAGCAGGAGUACUUGUGCUGGAAGAUGGAGCGUGAGCAGAUCGACCGUGAACGCUUGGCGCGCCACAAAAAUGCCAAGGGCCAGUGGAGGCGGGCAUGGGACAUGGACAAAACAGAGAAUAUGUUUUCAGAUAAAUCUCCUAGGGAGAGAGAAAGGGGGCCUACAGCCAGAGGAGGAAGAAAUGCAAAGAGAGGUCACCCUAAAUCAAAUGCUGAUCCACUGGGUCAGCAGCUGUGGGGCAAAGACAAGCGGGGUAAAAAUGUUCCAGUGGUCAGCAGUAAAGCCAAGGGCAAGGACCGGCUGACUGGGAGGGCCAGAAGAUGGGAUGCCAGCGAGUAUGGGGAGGAUUUGCAGGCCUCUAAGACUAGUUUGGAGGAAUUCUUAGAAGAGCUUGAUGCUUUGGCUGACCCUGACAUAGAUGACUCCACUGCAGAAACUCCAGAGGUCAAAGAGGGUGACCUCAAAAUGGAGUCUUCGCUAACCCUGGAUGUGGUGAAGACCGAGAAAGUGAGUGGAAGCGUCAGUCCUGGCCUGGACAAGGCCGAGACGGCUCAGGCCCCAGCCGACCCCCUGGAGGACGGGACAUCCAGACCGGGGAAGGCUGAGGCCUCGUCCCCUCGAGCUACAGAGAAGAAGGUCCGCUUCUCAGAGGAGCUCAUCAAGGGGCCCGGGGCCUACGAGAAGCCCAGUACUGGAGCCCAGAACUCUGCCCGCUCAGAAACCAAGGGCACCAGCGUGUUAAAAGUUGCCUCCCCCAUCAAAAACGCACAGAAGUUCGAGGAGCAGAAGCAGUCCCCCAAGGGCGACCAGGAGGAUGCUGGUAAUGCCCUGGACUGGAGGGAUCGGCAGGCUGCAGCUGUCCAGGCACAGAGCUCAUCUGAUGGGAAUAGACAGGGUCAGGAGGGCCCUCCGUUUCUUGAUGCCUUCAAAACAGAAUGUGCUGAAAGCGGCCAUGAUGGUGUGCUCAGCCCUGUUCUUCUCAUUUCACACAGCGAUGCCCCUCCACAGGAUAAUUCUGUCCAGCCUUUAGAGCAUGCCAAGAGCAAUACAGAGGAGCUGAUUGACUCCAGUCUGUCUGUUCUCAGCCUGGAGUCAGGAGGGACUCACCCAACCCACACCACCAGUACCGAUAAGGCAAGAGAAAAUGGGAAGAUUGUUUGAAGGACUUGGCGUUGCGAUAACAUUUUCUAGAACUGAACAACAACAUGCUUAAUUAAUUCAAGCGUUUACCAUGAGCCUUUUAGUUUAAUACCGCACUUGCUUCCAAUAACUCUUUGUAGAUGUCCUGUGUCUAGUUGGUCAGGUUAAGACUAACAUGCGCAAUGUUGUUUCUUUUGAAAGGAUGCUAGCUGCUCAAGGUGGGAAAAGGAAACAAUACAUGUUCAAGUGAAGUCAUUUUGAGCCUUUUGUCUGCUUGAAAAUACUUUGCUUACAAGCACUUUAUUCUUUAUGAGGUAUGAGUACUGACAUGUCAUACAUUACUUAAAGUUGGAAUCCUUAAUGGUGAAACAGCUACGUCCGUUUGCGAUAUUACAAUAACAAAGAAGUUACUGCAAACAAUGAACACAGUUUUUUCCCCUCUGACAUCAUUACACACGUGAUAGAAGAGCACAAUAAGUAUUGCAUUUUUUUUACCAUGCUGCACGGUGCUCCUCAGUUCAGCAACAGUAACAAUGGUGGUGGUUGGGCGGCCAGCGGCGCUGUUUCCCCUUACUGCGGAUUCCAUCUUUAAGUCUGUUAUUUGAAUGGCUGUUUUUGUUUACAUUUGAAGUAUUAUUUCAAGGUACCAGUCCCAAUGCUUGUAUUAGUUCAGUUCCUAUGGAUGACUAACCUACAUAACCUGAACAGGCCCUGCCAUUAACCUUUGCCAGCCUUAGCAGUUGAAUGACAAAAUAUAAUUAGCAUUAUAUGCUAUUAGUUGUACACUGACUUUAUUUACAGUACUAUUCAAAAGUUUGGACACACCUACUCAUUCCAUGGUUUUUCAUUUUUUAAACUAUUUUCUACAUUGUACAAUAAUAAUGAAGACAUCAAAACUAUG
This is a messenger RNA of Oncorhynchus masou masou (cherry salmon), 3017 nucleotides long. Its product is annotated as coiled-coil domain-containing protein 9B-like. The transcript is spliced from 14 exons. Lineage: Eukaryota; Metazoa; Chordata; Actinopteri; Salmoniformes; Salmonidae. The coding region runs from base 302 to 2137 and encodes 611 amino acids. The record is from RefSeq and is a predicted model, not a curated record.